This is a messenger RNA of Tribolium castaneum (red flour beetle), 5322 nucleotides long. It is a transcript of the gene cnk, whose product is annotated as connector enhancer of ksr. Lineage: Eukaryota; Metazoa; Arthropoda; Insecta; Coleoptera; Tenebrionidae. The record is from RefSeq and is a predicted model, not a curated record. Gene Ontology annotation, molecular function: protein binding. The transcript has 10 exons. The coding region runs from base 125 to 4600 and encodes 1491 amino acids.
GAUUUCAUUCAUCUUUGACAAGUAGUGACAAGUUCAUUCAUGUCAGUCAAUACAAAAAACAAUGCAAUGAAAUUCUGUUGAUAUUUCUUGAUAUUUAUUGGUUUAUCGCUCCACACAGGCGUAAAUGGCGUACGUCAACGUGAGGGAUUGGUCAGUUGACCAAGUAACCGACUGGUUAAAAGGCCUCGAUAGUAUUAUUUUGCAAUAUACGACCUCGUUCUUGAACAAUGGGGUAACAGGACAUCAAUUACUUAAUUUAAGAGCCGACGAUUUGGAUAAUUUAGGAGUUAAGAGUUUAGGACACCAGGAACUCAUUUUAGAAUCAGUGGAGCAUUUGAGGCAUUUUCACUUUGAACUGGAUAAAGAAAAUUUGCAAAUGCUGGCCUUGAAGGUUUCCUGUGCUUCGAAUUCUUUGUACAAAGAGUUGUUACUGGUUGAUGAUAAUUGCCCCAUAGUUUCGCCCCAAAUGAUGUCAGACGUGCACAAUAUCAUAAUGACCAUAAAACCGUUAGUGUGUUGGCUGGAUCGCGCCCCUUUUCUGGGUGAUAAAGACUACAUUGAUUGUAAAACACAGUUGUUGGAUUUAAGUUUUGAAAUGGCCACAAGGGCCCACCGUGGAAAAUUUUCCGAAAAACCAGUGAGCUUUAUUAAGGAUAUUUGCGAACGAAUUACCAAACUUGCCGAUCAUAUUAUACAAGAAAUUUCCGAUCCAAUGGUAUUACAACCGGCAUCACUUGAUCUUGCAACGUUAAAGAAAAAAGAGCAAGAGUUGGGGUUUUUUAUUUCGCCUAAUAAUCACGCUGUCCAUCAGAUUGCUGAAAUAAAGUAUGGCUCACCAGCGCAUGGAAGCAGCAAAAUUGAAGAAGGGGACGAAAUUGUGCAGGUGAAUUACCAGACAGUUGUGGGCUGGCAACGCAAAAAUGUAAUGAUCUUGCUCCAAGACUCACCGCCAGAAAUUGUACUAACAUUAAAGAAAAGGCCAAGACAUACUAAAGUUUACGGCCAGAUUUACAUGAAACCGUACCGUUUGCCAAGUAAAAAGCUGGACGGACAGACGUACUUCCGCUGGAAUGAUAGCAUACCGCCGUCCAGACUACUUCCAAUGCAUAGUUUAUCACCAAUUGACAUUCCAAAAUUACCCGUAGUUAUUGAGCCUCCUGACGUCGAAAUUGAGUUAAGUAGUAGUGAUGAUAGUGAGCCCCCUGAUAGCCCCUUGGACGGCAGUGGCCGCAUGUACCCUCUCAAGCCCAGGCCCAUUUUGCAAAGGCGGAACACCAUCACGGGGCCUAUACCCACCUCCAAGACGCCCUAUCCAUACAUGGAGAAGUAUUGGCAGAACUUGAAAGACCGUGCGGUGUCAACUCACUCAAGUUCAGUUAACAUUGACGACACAAAUUUCGAAACCGACUCGAGCUUUAUUCGGGAUAAAAGCGCUUCCUGUAACUUAGGCCUUGAAUUAAGUCCUCGACCGACGACAGUCAUCGGUAUCGGUCAGAGCCGUAACAAAUCCUUCAAAAACGACUUCAAGGAAAAACCGGCCAAGAAACGGGUCAUUUUCCAAGAGAAAAAGCCCGAAGAUGUCGAAAAGACGAGUAAUUUAAACGAGGAGAAGAGCGUCAGUGUUAACAGUUUGGCGAGUUUGAAUAACACGAGUAUUGCGUUCAUUGAUGAAGGACGAGAUUUAACAGAUCGGACAAGUAUGGUUACUGAGAAGGAUGCUGCGCUUGCCGAUGUUAAUAUUCACGAUAUUAUUAAAAAGUUUGAUGAGAAGGAGAUUGUUGUUAAGCCGAAGAUUUUUCCGAGAUCACAGAUCAAGAAACCACCAGAUGUGCCACAAAAACCAGACCAGAGUAAAAAACCGGUAGUGCCACCUAGGAGUGUUACUACGAAGGUUAGGGGUAGGUUGGAUAAAAGUCACAGUACGCCAGCUUAUGAUCUGACAGGGGAUGAGAAUUCGCCGGUUGAGAAGUUUGUGGUGAAGAAAGUGCAAACGGAAGUUGUUGAACACGUAACUAGUACGGUUUCCGAAAGCGAGCCGUUCUCCGAAAUGAAAUACGAACUCGGAAUCCCUAUCGUGGACGCCAUAAGCUUGCCACUGACCCAAACGGUGCCAGUCGUCGAAGAAAUCAAAAUCACUCUCACUGAAAAAACUGAAAUUAAGCAAGGAAUCGACGAGGAUUUGCCACCAAAACCUCCGCCACGAACCUUCGGCGUUGUCGAUUUUAACAAACCGGCUUAUCCCAUCGAUUCACCUAAACCCAACAUUUCGGAAAAAUUGAAAGGGGAUUUAGCGGCGAAAUCGACCGUUUUCGAAUAUCUUGACACCAAACACACUUAUUCGACUGAAGUAACUACGGUUUCAAAGCCACCUGAAUCACCAGCUUUGCUUAAAGAGAGCAAUAAAUUACAAAAUAAGUUUUUUGAGCCGAAGACGGCAUCGACUCCGAAAAAAUCGGACUUUGGCGAAUCUGUGCCAAGUUUUGAGGUGCCGAAAAAUAUGAGUGAGAGUAAAAUUUCGCCGACGAAUUCGAUAGUGCGUGCCAUGAUUUAUUCCAAUAAGAAUAAGGCAGGGAAAAAGAAGAACACAAUCACUGCAAAACGGAGAAGAGUAACAGUCAACGAUUUGAACCCUCCCGACACUCAGGGGUAUUUGUACCAACGCUUGCGAAGCAAACACAACCAAAACGUCCACUGGGAGAAAAGGUGGUUUGUUUUGUUAGGUAGUUGUCUGUACGGUUUCAAGACAAAAGAAGAUCCAAGAGCGGCGUGUCUUAUUUUCCUCUCGGGGUUUACGGUGGCUGUGGCGAGCGAGGUGAAAUCUCGCUCGAACGCUUUCAAAGUGUACCACACGGGCACAGUAUUCUACUUCUCAGCCGAAGAUCCUGAAACCCUCCAAUCAUGGAUCGAGACGAUCACCGCAGCCACCCUCAACAACGACAGUCUCAAAACAGCCGACGGCUCCCUCUACUCAGAAACGGACGAAUCAGACACCGAAAAACCCAAAAAAACCGAACCGGAGAAGAACCCAGAAACUAUCAAAAAAUUCAACUCUUUGAAGAAGCUCACCAAGAAACACGAAAACGCAGCCGGUGGCAGCACGAGCUUGGACCGGAAACGCUUCUUCAAUAAAUCAAGCAGUCAUUCGAAAAACUCACUUCCGGUGCCCACCGCCCAGUUCCGCUCUUACCGAAAAAUCAAAACGACGGAAACUCCAAGCGGAAGUGUUACCACCGGCAAUUUUACAUCGCAUGUGGCGUCGUUUUUUGCACACAGGUCCGAAAUACCGCAGUUUCAGCAGUCGGUUCAGAACGUGAGUGUUCCGAAUUUGACUGUUGAACACUUGGGUAAGGGUCAGGAAAAGGCUUCGGGAAAAUUAUCCAAAGUCAAACCGCUGAAUUAUGUCCAUGCCAGUAAUCCAAGUUUGUGCAAUAUUAACGAUUUUCACGUCCCGAAUUUUCCGAAGAAGACGUUCAAGCAAUGUAAUGAAAAUUUGGCCGGGUUUGUGACGCUGGAGGAGUUGAUGAUCAAGCAAAGCGAGGAGAAGAAACUGAAUCCGUACAAUAUGGCCGAUGAUGUUUUCAUGAAUUUGAAUUUGAUCAAACCGGAUGUUGUCUACGGCGAAGUCCCAAUACGGCCUAAAGAAAAAGUCGAAGUUGAAGAAAAACCCGAGCCUACGUUCAAAAAAGGCCACACUCGUAACGCCUCCGACUCGCAAAAAUCGUCCGAAAAGCAAGACUUUGGCAGUUCUUGCUUCGGCAAACGUCUCGGCUCUUUCAAAAAAAUCCAUAAAGAAAGCGACGACUUUGAAAAUCGCACUUCAACUUACCCUAAAACAGCCAAAGGUUUCGACCAGAAAUUAAACAGAUCGCUUCCUAGAACGCACAAAUUAUCCGAAAAUGCGGACGUUUCUCGUUACGCCUCCGACAGAAAUUUGGCAAGUGAGAGAGGAUACGAAAUGAUUUAUUGUCCAGAAACGACAACCGAUGUCCAGUUUGCCCAAAAUCGCAAUUUGGACGAUCGCAUGUACAAAGAGACGCCCAAAAAGGGCCACAAAAUCAAAAAACAGAACAGUUUUAACCCCUCCGAUAAAAAAACGGGGAAAAGUGGGCCAGACUCAGCAAAAUACACCAAUAAAGUAUCCGACUCGUCGAAGGUUAAAUUAAAAUCAGCAAUCCAAUACACGCCCAUGUGUUUGCCCUUAUCACAGGACGAAAAAUCCAAACCCAAACUCGCUUUUGAGCUGAAUUUGGACGAGAAAAGCACCAAAGGGGGGAAAUUCAAGCAGAUUUUCGGCAAACAAAGCGAGGGCAAAAAAGAGAAGACGUUUUUAGGGUCGCCUAAACUGCACCGAACCAUUUUCCGGAAAAACAAUUCGAGUUCAGAGCUCAACUGGCCGUCGACUUCAACUCAGGCUGUUUUGCCCCAAAGCUCGUAUUCGGUCGAGAAUUCGCCCCCUGAGCCCCCACCUGUCAGUAUAAGUCCGCACGCUGAUUAUCCAGGCCUGGAAUAUCCGCCGGUUUUUGAGCCGGAAACGUACUCUCUUGCCGACCCUCAAAGCAGUCUGACAUUGUUGCGCAAGCAAGGCAAAAGUAAUAAUUAGAUUAUUUCGUUUGAAAAACGUACAGUCGAAAUUUUUUUGAUAUUAUCUUCUUGUGAUUUACUCGAUUUUUGAUUGACUUGGCCAUAGCUUUACAGGGUUUUGCCACUUUAUUUUGUGUAAAAAUAAAACAUAGUAAGAAAUACUUGUACGCUUGCCCGAUAUUCAGUCUUUAAUAGAAUAUUUAAUUAAAUUAUUAAUAAUAAUUGUAAAGGAAACACCAUUUAUUGUUGUGAUAUUUAAAAGUGUCAAUUACUAGGUACAUAUUGUUUCAAUCAUGAUUUUGUAAGUAGCAAAAAUUGUUAAUUAUAUUCGUUUUAAAGGCAAACGGCUUUUUUAUAAGUCAGUUAUGGCAAUAUUAUAUUAGUGUUGAUAUUGUGGUUCCAUUAGUGUUUCAGGUGAUGGAAAGUUCUGUUACGUAAUUACGUUUAUUAGGUUUUAAACUUGUUAUUAUUAGAUGGAGAGAUUGCAGUAUUAUUUGAUAUAUUUUAUUCAUGAUGUAAGAAAUAUGAUAAUUGUAACACGUUUUAGCCAAUAUUUUGUCCAUUUUUUACGAGCAUUGUGUCUCAGGGUAUUGGCUAAUUUAAAACUGUUUAACUUAUUGAUUUUACAACAUAUCUGUAUAUAAAUUAAUUUGUAAUAUUUGUUUUGCUUUUUACUAUUUUAAGUGCCAAAUUAAUCACAGUAUGAAAUAAAAUGUUUGUAUAAAAGGUACUUCUGUUGAA